Solenopsis invicta (red fire ant) is the source of this 1842-nucleotide messenger RNA. RefSeq lists its product as uncharacterized. NCBI's taxonomy places the organism in Eukaryota, Metazoa, Arthropoda, Insecta, Hymenoptera, Formicidae. Gene Ontology annotation, molecular function: nucleic acid binding. The transcript has 4 exons. The coding region runs from base 1 to 1842 and encodes 613 amino acids. Gene Ontology annotation, biological process: DNA integration. The record is from RefSeq and is a predicted model, not a curated record.
AUGGGCUGGCUUUCACCGGUGAUCAUAGCUGCGAAGAUCUUCAUUCAGACACUGUGGCUACAACAACUUGAGUGGGACCAACCUGUCUCUUUAACAGAAGAACGAGUGUGGCAGCGAUUGCGCGACGAGUUACCUUUACUCGAGCAAGUACGCGUACCACGCUGGAUACAAAUUAGCACGGCGGGUAGUCACGCUGAGGUGCACGGAUUUGCAGAUGCUUCAGAGCGAGCAUAUGCAGCGGCUGUAAAUCUCCGGGUUGCAGAUCAAGAAAGUCGACAUUCUUUUUUACUUCAGGCUAAAACCAAGGUAGCUCCAGUGCGGCCGAUAUCGCUUCCUCGUCUAGAACUCUGCGCGGCCGCUCUCUUAGCAAAGCUAACAGUUCACGUGACGACGGUCAUGAAAUUGACGUCUGUGCCUCUUCAUCUCUGGACCGACUCAACGGUUACCCUUACCUGGCUCAAAGAUUGUGCUUCACGCGGGCUCUCUCCAAAGGAUCUCUUGGAGCCUUCACUCUGGUGGAGCGGCCCGACCUGGCUGACUGAAGAAGCCGAGUGCCCCUUCAAAGAGGACUCUCCGUCGCCGCCAUCGCCGUUACCAGACGAGCGUUUGCAGAUACACGCUACCACCGUUGACCCUGAAGAGGGUCAGGACACACCUCUGCUGCAGCGCUUUUCAAAGCUACAUCGCCUGCUGCGGAUGACCGCUUGGUGCUGUCGUUGGCUUGAGGCGAUCAGAACACGACACACUUCAUCUUUUUCAGGAGGUUCGUUGCCGAGACGCAGUUUGCUGGUGAAGCUGAUCCCAUUCAAGGACGAGCACGGAAUCAUUCGGGUCGGCGGGCGGCUUAAGCACGCCGUUCUCUACCCUGACAAGCGACAUCCUGUGAUCCUGCCUCGUGGGUCUCAUUUUACAAUGCUUGUAAUCGAGGCCUGCCACCAGAAGACCUUGCAUGGAGGAGUGCAGCUAACCCUGGGACAACUCCGUCAACGAUACUGGGUGCCCGGUGGACGCCUCGAGAUUCGACGCCUCAUUCACCGAUGCAUUCCCUGCAUGCGAUGGCGGGUGGCUUCUCCUCAACCUCCAAUGAGUAAGCUUCCGAAGUCUAGAGUGCGGCCCUUCACUCACACUGGCGUGGAUUAUGCGGGACCGGUGCUGGUUCGAACAGCAGCGGGACGAGGUCAUAAAUCGAAGAAGGUCUUCUUCUGCAUCUUCAUCUGCCUUGCCACCAGAGCUGUCCAUCUCGAGUUGGUGUCCGACUACUCCACGGAUGCUUGCAUUGCCGUUUUUCGACGGUUCGUCUCACGUCACGGGAUGUGUCAGUCAAUGUACAGCGACAGAGGUACAAACUUCGUAGGCGCCGAUGCUCAACUCCGAGCACUUUUCCAAGCAGCAGUGGAGGACAACCGACAGCUGGUUGAACUUCUAGCAAGCAAGGGCGUCGAAUGGAGAUUCAAUCCUCCGGCCGCUCCUCACUUUGGAGGCCUUAUCCGACGACCUGCAGAUCUCGCAGCCUUAACUCCAGGACACUUCUUAACAGGUGCUGCGCUAACAUCCGUGCCGGAGCCAUCUCUUUCCUGUGAGUCUCUCAAUCACCUGACACGAUGGCAGUGUCUGCAGCGUAUGCGUGAUGACUUUUGGAACAAAUGGUCGAGAGAAUACCUGCAAACUCUCAACGCCCGGACAAAGUGGUGGAAACCAAAGAUCAACCCUGACGUCGGUGAACUCAUUCGCGGAGAACAAACGCCCCGAGUCGUUGGCCUCUGGCACGGAUCACGGCUGUACAUCCUGGUGACGACAGACAGGUUCGCGUGGUCACCGUUCGGACCACAUCUUCCUCAUUAA